Ostreobium quekettii is the source of this 1176-nucleotide messenger RNA. Lineage: Eukaryota; Viridiplantae; Chlorophyta; Ulvophyceae; Bryopsidales; Ostreobiaceae. The record is from the annotation of a GenBank genome assembly.
AUGUCCCAGCCCCUCGACGCGGGGAUGCACCAAUCGGAGGCCUACGCGCUCAAGUCGUCGCCGGAUGACGGCUACGGGGGGUACGGAUUCAAGAACGGGCAGGACAUGAUGCUGCCGGCCGAAUUGGCGGGCGUGGCUAUGGACCAGCCGGUUGAGCUGGUGCCGAUCCAGGUGGUGCCCUCCCAGGGGGGGAUGAUGACGAGCGAGGCCUUCUCGCCCAACGGGUACAUGGACGGGUCGGGGUACGCCAUGGCCAACAGCCAAUCCAAGCCGAUGCAGCAGGGGGGGCAAUUCUCGGGGCAGCGGUUCGUGUCCAAGGGGUCGUCGGACACGUCGCUGAGGGGAGUUGGCCACACGCCCACGCGGGUGGACGCCAACGGCCGGCCCACCAAGAUGCUGGUGCACCGCGCCAGGAGCGCCGGCGGUGCGCAGGCGGGGUUGGGGCUGUACCGAUCGGUGGCCAGGGUGUCCAGGACGAUGUCCGACUCGGACAUCGUGCUGGAGAGCCCGCUGGGCGGGCAGAUGGGCUCCGGGCAGAUGGGGCACUCCGUGUUCCACGGGAUGGGGGGCGUCGUGCAUGCCGGCGGGCGGAUGGGCAACCACUGCAUGACGGAGAACGGGGACAGGGCGGCGGUGGGCGGCAAGGAGGGGACCAAGACGCGGUGGAAGCCCAACCCCGUGCAGCUGUGCCUGCUGGAGCAGCACUUCAACUCAGGGUACACAAAAGCUACUCCAGAACUGCAUGCUGCUGUUCAAGGAGCAGGCCAUGCUACUGAGAAUCAGGUCACAGUGUGGCUCAAGAACAGACUGUCCAGGUGCAAGCGCCCACCUCCCAAGGCCAAGCAGAGCGAUGCCCUGAAGGUUGAGGAGGAAGAGAGUGACAAUGAGGUCCCUUGGGAGGAUUUCUCGAAGGUGUCGGCGACUGUUCUUGAAGAGCUGUCGUCCAUCCUAUCCACAGUUGACAAGCAGGAUAUUGUCACUCUGGCCAAGUCCAUCCGCAGCGCCAACAGAAUAGGAUGCUGUGGUGUUGGACGGGAGGGAUUGGUGAUGAGGGCACUUGCUGCCAGCCUGCAUCAUUUGGGCUUCGAGGUGUACUGCACUGGGGACACGAAUAUGCCACCCUUCGGCGCUAAUGACCUAAUGCUUGUCAGCGCAGGGCCUAGUUAUUACAGCUCG